Molecule: messenger RNA, 466 nt
Organism: Cataglyphis hispanica
Lineage: Eukaryota; Metazoa; Arthropoda; Insecta; Hymenoptera; Formicidae
Product: chymotrypsin inhibitor-like
Exons: 3
Coding region: 110-346 (78 amino acids)
Source: RefSeq, a predicted model, not a curated record
CAAAGCAUAGAUUAAGAUUUGUUAACAAAGUGGGUGGUAUAUAUAACGGCGCGUUUGACGCUGACGGAUAGUAUGAAUCACAACUUGAUAGAAUAAAGUAACGUUCGCAAUGUCUCGCGCUAUUUUUGUCUUGCUCGUAGUGGUCGGAGUGUUUCUCAGCACAACUGCUGCUCAAAGUUCAUGCCCAGAAAAUCAGGAAUGGACGACUUGCGGAUCAGCAUGUCCACCAAAGUGCAACUCAGAGCCUAACAGACCUUGCACUAUGCAAUGCAUUGUAGGAUGCCAAUGCAAAGAAGGAUUUCUGCUUAAUGAUUCAGGAAAAUGCGUAUCUUUUGCACAGUGUUAAAAAUUAAUCAAUAUACAUAUAUAUAUCUGUUAAAAUAUUGAUCAAAUUUUGUUUCAAUACUUUGAGAUAGUGUGCAUUAAAACUGGCUAAAAAUAAAAAAAAUUGUGAAAAUUAUAUAAA